Messenger RNA from Phytophthora nicotianae INRA-310, 1260 nucleotides. RefSeq lists its product as hypothetical. The transcript has 3 exons. Gene Ontology annotation, molecular function: nucleic acid binding. The record is from RefSeq and is a predicted model, not a curated record. Bases 1 to 1260 code for a protein of 419 amino acids. Lineage: Eukaryota; Oomycota; Peronosporomycetes; Peronosporales; Peronosporaceae.
AUGCUGGCUGCGGUGGCGCGUCCGCGUUGGGAUCCCGAUUCAAGGACCUACUUUGACGGGAAAUUGGGCAUUUGGCCGUUCAUCGAACGGAAACCUGCUGUUCGUAGCAGCCCCCGGCGACCUGCUGGAACGCUGGUAACGAUGGAAGGGCGCGUUAACCAAGAAACCUACCAAAACAUGCUAAUUCAACAACUUCUAUCUGCCAUCCGUGAGAAGUGGCCUUUUAUUGUCCGUGGAGGCUGCGUCAGAGUGCUGCAAGAUAAUGCCCCCGCCCACAUAGAUACCAGUGACCAACGGUUUGCUACUGCUGUUGCUGAACAAGGACUUAACAUCCAGCUUUGCUUCCAGCCGCCCUACUCGCCCGAUCUCAACUGUUUGGACCUCUCGCUCUUCUCUGCAAUUCAAGCUCGUCAACGUCUGAAGUCUUCAACGACCAUGGAUGAACUUAUAGAGGCCGUCGCCGACUCGUACUGGGAGUUGCCUCCGUCGAAGCUGGAUGCAGCGUUUCUCAGUCUUCAAUGCUCCAUGGACAAGUGUAUCAAGGACGGCGGUGGCAUUGCGUUUAAAGCCUCGACAUAUGGCGAAGGAAAACUUGAGAGGGAGGGGCGACUUCCUAUCUGCCUGCAAUGCUCUCCUGAAGUCGCGUCUCAAGGUGGCGUGGCCAGUGAAGCUGAGCAGCUUGUCAGCCUGUUGCCACCACCCGUGGGCGGUGCCGCGAGCGCACUGCAGCUCCCGGGCCACCUCCUCCACUCCGACCUCCUGCAUCCGCCGGACAGAGUCCCGCUUCUCGCGGAAUCUGUAACUUCGCUGUUUCUUCUUCUUCUUGGGGGAGAGUUGUCCAAUCUGCAGAAUGAAAUUCUCUCUGCCAUCCGUGAGAAGUGGCCUUUUAUUGGCCGUGGAGGCUGCGUCAGAGUGCUGCAAGAUAAUGCCCCCGCCCACAUAGAUACCAGUGACCAACGGUUUGCUACUGCUGUUGCUGAACAAGGACUUAACGUCCAGCUUUGCUUCCAGCCGCCAUACUCGCCCGAUCUCAACUGUUUGGACCUCUCGCGCUUCUCUGCAAUUCAAGCUCGUCAACGUCUGAAAUCUUCAACGACCAUGGAUGAACUUAUAGAGGCCGUCGCCGACUCGUACUGGGAGUUGCCUCCGUCGACGCUGGAUGCAGCGUUUCUCAGUCUUCAAUGCUCCAUGGACAAGUGUAUCAAGGACGGCGGUGGUAAUGCGUUUAAAGCCUCGACAUAUGGCGAAGGAAAAACUUGA